AUGGCGUGCGCGCGGCGUCCGCUGGCGGCCGCACCGGGCUGCCAUGUAGAAUUCGCGUUCCCGCGGCCGGUGCGGGUGCUGGACGCGGUGGUCGAGGACCUGCGCGUGGCGGGCUUCAGUGCGCCGCCCAGCAACGGCUAUCUCAGCGCGCUCACGGCGUUGCUGCGCGCCUCGCUGUUUGGCCAGCAGCCACCGCCGCCCUCUCCACCGCCGCCGCCGCCGCCCACGCCCGCGAUGCCUCCGACGACAUCCCCAACCGCAACCUCCACCACCACCACCAACACCAACACCACCACAACCACUGCUUCCUCCUCCCCUGCAGCUUCAUCAUCACCUCCUCCUCCUUCUUCUCCUCCGCCGCCGCCGCCGCCGCUCGUCGAGACCUCCACCACGCGCACCACCAUCUCCGUCAAGCUGAUCUCCACUCUGCGCCCGCGCAACACCGCGGACUGUGGCAUCCAGGUCUCCAUGCCCGCAACCGUGUUCGCGUCUCGCUCCGACUCAAACUCCCCCGUUGCGGCCGCCGCCGCCUUCUCGCCCUCGCGGGCUCCGCAGCAGGAUCCUCGAGGAUCGCCCGGCCCGGUGGCACACCGCUCCAUCUCGUGGUCGAGUGCCACGUCCGUCACGCAGCACACGACGAGCUCGUCUAUCGCGACCUCCCCCUUACAACCCGCGCCCGCCGGCCCCGGCCACAAGCCUCCACGCACCUCGCCCGCCUUUCUCCGCCGUCUGUCGCCGAACCUCGCCGCGCGCGUCAAGCUCCUCGACGUCACCGCCCAACCCGCCGCGAACGCAGCCACCAGCAGCAACAGCAGUCGCAGUCGAAUAGGCAGGAUCCCCGAAGAGCAUCUGAAGGAGCUCGACAGCCUCCAUCGAGACCUGUCCAUCAAGGUUCAGAAGAAAGGAAGAGCCUGGGGCGGUGCUGGUGCGCGGUCGACCACCCAGACCCCGGAGCCGGCCUCCGCCAGCGAGCGAGACGAGGCCGAAUGUGUUGAGCCGCGCGAGCCGGAUAACCCUGCACCCGGAUCCGUGGCUUCAGCGACGCACAGCACACCGCAGGAAAUGUCCAUAGCCGAUGAGAGCCCGCGGGAUCGGUCGCAGCGGGCCGGAGACUUUCGUGACUCGCUUUCAAUUGUUGCUUCUGUGGAACAGAAGGUCCCAGAACCAGGUCUUCGGAGGAGGGACAGCGAUCGGGGCCCAACUCCACCGCCCAAAGACAGUCCGCCCGUUGCUCCUCCUGCCAGCUCCACUGCUACGAACGUCGAAUCCUACUUUAAUCCUCUUGGACUCCAUCGCACCGAUUCAAUAUACUCCCUAUCCCGAGCGUCCUUUAGUAAUCAGCUCUCGCAACUUACCUCUAUCAUCCUGCCCCAGCCCGCCACCCUAGAAGCCAGUAUCGCCGCGAUCCCCACCGCUAGCGCUGCCGUAAAAGCACUCACGCAGGCCGCUGAGCAAAUACAAAAAUGGAUAAACAAGUCUUUGGAAGUAUUGGGGGGGCUGGAUGCCGACGACGACGUGGAAUGGGCAGCCGCUGGCGGCAGGGAAGGGCUGGAUGAUGUCGACAAAGCAAUUACAAAAUUUGAAAGCCUGGUCAAUGUCUAUGUCAAGGCCAUUGAGGAUGUCCAGCUUCGAAACGAUAUCGCUGACGUGGGCGCCAACCAACUCAAUGGCAUUGUUAUUCAAAUGGAAUCAACACUGCAAAAUUGGGCAAAUGUGCGAUCCCUGCUUAGAGGGGUGAAGCAACAGGUGGGGCUGGCCAUGGAGUGGGAAGAGCUCUGGAAUGCAGUGCUGGGCGACGUAGGCCUGGAGAUCGAGAACCUCGCUCGUUUAAUCUUUGAAAUGGAGGAAAAACGGCAUAGGGCCGUGAUCUCGGACAUGGACAAUGACCCGGCACAUGGUCUGGAUAUUAAUGAAUUGGAAACCAUCGUGGAGGAAUCUCCGGCGAACGGCAAUACCCCAUCCAAUCCCAACUUCAGUUUUGCUCCUGUCUUUCCGCCGGGAAGCGCUCAGCUGGAUCUUCAAACGUCCCAGAGCCCUCAAGACGAAGCCACCCUUCUCGCCCUAUUUGCGCGGAUGCAGCCGCUUCGGGCCUCGCUUGAUUUUCUUCCCAUGAGAUUGUCGAUGUUCCGUGCUCAAUCGGAGAACACCUUCCCAAGCGCCUGUGACGAGCUGGAUGACCGGAGGCAGCGACUCGAGAGCGGAUACAGGAAACUCGAAAUGGAUGCUGAAGCGCUAAGAAGAGAGCUGGGGGAAGAUAGGUGGAUCAUCGUCUUUAGAAAUGCUGGCAAGCAGGCCCAGAAAAUGUGCGAAUCGGUCGAGCGGAGCGUCAACAAGCUACAAGAAGCUAUCCAUGGCGGGAUCCAACACAGCAACCCUGCAGCAUUGGCCAAGAGGGCAGAGAACUUCGAGGCAAAGAAAGAGCAUUACGGAUCGGCUAUUGAGCGGGUGUUUUCGAUCAUCCAGAAAGGCAUCAAUGACCGUCUAACUGUCAAUGGGGAGGUGAUUCGCCUGCUAGCUGAUCUUCGCGCACGAUACGAGUCUCUCCAGGAAAAGAUGAGAGCCAUGGAUGCAGUAUUAGAUGAGCUUGCGGCUUCUAGACACCACAAUCUGCGAGACUCGGUUUCCACGGUGGUUACGAUGGACACACACGCAUCACGGAGUGCUUUUGAUACGCCCGAAAGUUCACCCGCCUCGUCUGUGAUCAUGGCGAACGGAGCAUCAAGCGCAACGGCCAACGGCUCACGACGCAGCAGCGCCACGGGCAACGCUGCAUCAAGGACCCCCUCCUCUAAAUACCGGCGUUACUCUGCGCUGCCGCAACCGGUGUCGCCGCCGAGCCAAACCACACGGAGACAGCCCGCGCCACGGUCGAUCUCAACGGUCACGGCGUCGUUGAAACCUCCCGCUCCCAAGUUCAAGACAAUCUGCCCAUCGCCCACGCCUCCCGCCCGGCCCGCCUCACGCACAUCGGGUCUGAUCAACCCGCUCAAACCGCGAUGGAACAACAGCGCUAACACCAGCGACCUGGUGAUCGGGCACGCCUACGGGCCCUUAUCGCCCGGGUCCCCGUCGACAACGCGACGCCUGCCGGUCCCGUCGCGCAGCAUCUCGCACCAGCUGGCCCCGCGCAGCCCGCUGAGCCGCGAGUCGUCCGCGUCGCCGCUGCCGGGCCACCGCCCCCACAGCCGCGUCGACCAGCAGCACCACCGCGGGCGCUCGGGCGCGGCGUCUCCGGCUCCGCGAACGUCGUCGUCGUCGCUGAUCGAUCCGCCGCCGUACAGCAAGCUGCGCAAGCAGUCGCCCGGCACGCCGACGCCGGCCCCGGGGGCGGCGCGCAGCCGGUUGAGCUACAUGGGCGGAUACAGCAGCAGCGGCGGCGGCGGCGGGGGUUCUCGGGAGAGCUCGACGCCGAGUCGUCCCGGCACGGCGAUGGGGCAUGCCAGCCGGCGCGUGAGUCUGCUGCCGAUGCCCAAGGGGCGGUCGGGACGCGAGAGUGCGGCGGGCGAUCGGCCUCCGUGGCGGCACUGA
Messenger RNA from Ophidiomyces ophidiicola, 3528 nucleotides. RefSeq lists its product as uncharacterized. Gene Ontology annotation, biological process: nuclear migration along microtubule; mitotic spindle orientation checkpoint signaling; establishment of spindle localization. Lineage: Eukaryota; Fungi; Ascomycota; Eurotiomycetes; Onygenales; Onygenaceae. Bases 1 to 3528 code for a protein of 1175 amino acids. Gene Ontology annotation, cellular component: cell cortex; mating projection tip; spindle pole body. The record is from RefSeq and is a predicted model, not a curated record. The transcript has a single exon.